CCUGCUCUCUUUGUUUUAUUUUCGAAAUUAUUUUGAAUAAAACGCUUCAGAGCGAUACGCGGACUUCAGUAGCAGACAGACGAGCGUCGUGAGCGUUUCAGCAAAUCGAACUAUAUGUAGUUGAGUUAUACAAUAGACCCGAACCGUAUAAUCAUUUGCAUACAUAAGGAACUGAAGCCGAUGUGUGACUGUGGCUAGAUCGUACUAAGUACAAAUAAAGCGCGGGCGACAAAGACUUCCUAAUUAAAACGGAAAAUAAGCAUACAGCGAUUUUGUUUACGAAUGAGAGUGUUGUCGCAGGUGUAACGAUAUAUACGAAAAAUACAAAAACCGACCUUCAAAUAUUAAGAAUUUCACAAACUCAAAACACUCGGUCGUGAAAUUUAACUAAGGAAUAAAGAGUGUGUGAAAAAACGAGUUUAUAUUUAGUACAGCCUUUAAGAAACUGUGGAAAUCAGACAUACCCUUGAUGAAAUCAGCCUGAAAACUCGCCGGAAUAUCUGUCGAAUACGGAAAAUCGAAAACCUGACGACAGAUGGCCUACCGCUUUCGACGCUAUUGUCACACACAGAUACAGAAACAACACCCCAAUACACUGAAACAAAAAGCAAAGAAAAAAAGCAAAACAACACACACUGAGAAAGUGUCGGCGACGUCGACGUAGCCAAUUUGUGCGCUAUUUUUAUGUGAAUGAAAAUAAAUAAAAUACAAAGUAUAUAGGACGAGAAAAAAUACGCGAACGAAACAGCAGCAGCAGCACUCAUCUAUAGAUACUGCAGAGUAUAUACGGAACGAAAUAAUCAGCAACUACCGAAUCGACUUUGGCAUUGAAAUACCUAUAGCUGCCACCUCUUUCGGGGGAGAAACAAUGUCCAAUCAGGCACCCUGGCCCGUCCGCAAGGGCAUCUUCCGCUCGACCGGUCAGUCGGACUUCACGCCCACGCGAUCGCCCAGUCCCAUUGUGGAGAUGCCGCUCUCACCGCCGCCGGUGGCCACGCCACCCAGUCGAUUUGGAAUCACCUCGCCGCUCUCCCCGCCGCCACAGCCCAUCCAAGUGGUGGCGGCUUCGACGACAGCCACUACCAUGUCCACUGCGUCCGCUGCCAGAAUGUCUGGAGCAGCUGCCUCCACUUGUUCUUCAUCCUCGUCCUCCUCUUCCUCGUCGUCGUCGUCGCAAUCCUCUUCCAGUUCUAGUUCGCACACCAGAGUACGUAAAAGUUCUAACCCGCCCCCACAGCCAAUUAGCAACUGUCCACUGUCGCCACCACCACUCCAACAACCGCCACAACAGCAACAACUGCCACCACCUACAACGCCCAUCAGCAACACCAACCACUCGGCAAUUACAACACCCAAUCACAAUAAUAACCACAACUGCAAUCAAAUGAAAAAUGUUCGUGAAAUCCCCAUUGAGGUGGAGCAGAGCAAGGUAUAACACAGCAGGGGGCGUGUUUGUUGAGCUUUAGUCUAGACUUAGUGACCCAGGGAGGUUAAUCGAUGAUAAGACUAGGUUUUUCGCCAUGUAUAACAGUUUGUAUAACAGUCCCGAAACUGUUUUACGCGAGUAUUUUCAUUCCAAGGGAAAAUAAGUGAUGUAUACACACUCUUAACACACUUUGUGAUCAAUUAUGUUGCUCUAUUUAUUUAAUUGUUAUACACAUCUUACGAAACUUCCACAAAUAGUGCAUGAAUUGAGUGUACAAAUGUUUGUAUAACAGUUUCAAAUCUGAUAUUUUUGUACAUUUUGCAUUGUGUUACAUGAUUACUUUUACGAAUAUAUUACCUAUCUUUAUUUGCGAACAUCCUACAACUUGAAUCUUCACUAACUGUUAUACAUUCCA
Drosophila biarmipes is the source of this 1841-nucleotide messenger RNA. RefSeq lists its product as uncharacterized. The transcript has 2 exons. NCBI's taxonomy places the organism in Eukaryota, Metazoa, Arthropoda, Insecta, Diptera, Drosophilidae. The coding region runs from base 869 to 1435 and encodes 188 amino acids. The record is from RefSeq and is a predicted model, not a curated record.